Molecule: messenger RNA, 1841 nt
Organism: Alnus glutinosa
Lineage: Eukaryota; Viridiplantae; Streptophyta; Magnoliopsida; Fagales; Betulaceae
Product: cytochrome P450 71D9-like
Exons: 2
Coding region: 174-1706 (510 amino acids)
Molecular function (GO): oxidoreductase activity, acting on paired donors, with incorporation or reduction of molecular oxygen; iron ion binding; heme binding
Source: RefSeq, a predicted model, not a curated record
GAUAAGAAUAAAAGUUUGUACAUCUAACAAACUACGAUACAUUGUUAAUGUCUUUUCCCCUGUAGACUUUUUGCUAUAAAUACGCAUGCAUUGCAUGACAUUCCAAGCAAGACGGGAGAAAUAAGAGAGAGAGAGUAGAGAGGUUGUGUCAUUUUCUAUAGAGAUAUCUUCUCAUGGAGCUCCAAGUCUUAUCAUUCCCAAUCCUUCUCUCCUUCUUGCUGUUUAUGUUAAUGGUACUGAAAAAAUUAGGGAAGAGAUUCAAAACCCACCGCACUUUAAGUCUACCUCCAGGGCCAUGGCAGCUACCCAUCUUUGGAAACAUGCACAACUUUUCUGCAGGGUGUCCACCUCAUCGUGCCUUGGGAGAGCUGUCCAAGAAACAUGGACCGUUGAUGCUGCUUCGCCUUGGAGAAGUUUCCACUCUUGUGGUUUCUUCUGCUGAGUACGCGAAAGAGGUGAUGAAAACCCAUGACGCAAACUUCGCGUCAAGACCCAGUGUUCUUUCCUCAAAGAUCUUGUCGUAUGAUUGUACAAGCAUUGGGUUUGCACCCGUGGGCAAUUACUGGAGAAAGCUACGAAAAAUUUGUGCUCUAGAGCUUUUGAGCCAAAAACGUGUUGAAUCUUACCGAGCACUUCGAGAAGAAGAGCUAUCAAAUUUCGUCAAAUGGAUUGCUUCACAAGCUGGAUCUCCUGUCAAUCUUUCCAGCAAAGUGUUUUCAACAGUGUAUGGGAUUACUUCAAGGGCGGCCUUUGGUAAGAAAUGCCAAGACCAAGAACUAUUCAUACAAAUUGUGAAGGAUGUUAUCGCGUUCGCAUCAGGUUUCAAUAUGGCAGAUUUCUUUCCUUCUAUUAAACUGCUUCAUGUGAUCAGUGGGGUGAGGCCUACACUUGAGAAAAUGCACAAGGAAACUGAUAGGAUUAUGGAAAAAAUCAUCAGCGAGCAUAAGGCAAAAGCUUCAGGAGGAGAGGCUGCAACAGAAGAAGAUUUGGUAGAUGUUCUCCUAAAAUUUCACGAGGACGCGAUCGGUACUGACAGUGAGUUUUCCUUAACUAACGACAACAUCAAGGCUGUAAUCCUGGACAUUUUUUCUGCUGGGAGUGAGACAUCAUCCAUAACCAUAAUCUGGGCAAUGUCAGAAAUGAUGAGAAAUCCAGAAGUGAUGAAGAAGGCACAAGCUGAGGUGAGGGAAGUGUUUGAUAGAAAAGGGAGGGUUGACGAAACAGCCAUUAAUGAAAUGAAAUAUUUGAAGUUACUUGUGAAGGAGACUCUGCGAGCACGCCCUCCGGCUGCUACUUUACUUCCUAGAGAAUCUAGAGAGAGGUGUGAAAUUGAUGGGUAUGAAAUUCCUGCAAAAGCUAAAGUCAUUGUUAAUGCAUGGGCGAUUUCAAGAGAUCCAAAAUAUUGGACUGAACCAGAGAGAUUUAUGCCAGAGAGAUUCCUUGAGAGCUCUCUUGACUAUCAGGGGACUAGUUUCAAUUAUCUCCCAUUUGGAGCUGGAAGGAGGAUAUGCCCAGGCAUAACAUUUGGCCUUUUCAUUGUUGAGUACACAAUUGCUCUGCUUUUGUACCAUUUUGAUUGGACUCUUCCCGAUGGAAUGAAGCCUCAAGAUCUGGACAUGACUGAGACUGUCGGCGCUACAGUUGGAAAAAAGGAAGAUCUGUUCUUGAUUCCAACACUUCAUGAUAAUCCCUUGCCGGUUGAAUAAGCUCCAGCAUGAGUCUUCUGAUAGAUAUAGUUUAUAUAGAUUAACUAGUUGGAAUAAGAUCUCAACUUUGUAUCUGUAUUGGGUUAAGAACUAUAUAUCUAACGCCGUGACGGCCAUGUUACAUCUUUCCCAUUA